Lactuca virosa is the source of this 528-nucleotide messenger RNA. The record is from the annotation of a GenBank genome assembly. NCBI's taxonomy places the organism in Eukaryota, Viridiplantae, Streptophyta, Magnoliopsida, Asterales, Asteraceae.
AUGACUGAUGAACGGAAAUUAAUCAACAGCAGGUUAGGAAGAGGUGGUAUGACUGCUAAAGUAAAAGUUGCAGUUUAUGCUUCACAAAUUGGCAUCCCUGUUGACACUUUAUCCUUGUAUAGUCAUGAUUUGGUUGAUGCAGUCAAACAAAUGAAAGAAAAGAGUAGGUUCAAGGAACUGUUGAUUAUGGUAGAUACAUGUCAAGCUGCUACCCUCUUUUCCCAGCUCCAUUCACCUGGUGUUUUGGCUAUUGGGAGUAGCAUGAAAGGGGAAAACUCAUAUUCACAUCACUUAGAUUCUAGAGUCUAUGAAAGUCUUGUGGUGUUCGGCGAUAUUCGCCAAUGGGACAGAGCUUCUGUUGAGAUAGACAUUACAGAGUCUACAUUUCACAGAUGGCUCCAAGAUGUUCCCAGUUUUGGCGUUCAAGAACAUGGGAUGGGACCAAGAGGUUCUGCUCUAAUAUGUGGUUACACAACUUAUCAAGUUGGUGUCAAAAAGCUUGCAGAUGUUCACUUUUCCCUCAUUUGA